CCUAUUAUAUGUACUAAAUAUAAUAAUACAAGUUUUACAAUACGUAAUCAUAAUACUGAAAAAGUGAUUAAGCAUGCCAUAACCAAAGGAAUAAUAGUUUGGUGGUACAAGUAAAAGAGAUUCCAUAAGUAAAACGCCUCAGCUACUGAAUUCGACAGUCCUCUCCGAAUCACAAGUCAAUGGCGGAUUCUUCGGAUCCUCCGCUCGUCCUCGUUCACCGUCGGCCGUCUCUAGACUACUUCGACGAGCUUCUGAGUCGUAACUUCCGAGUCCUCAACCUUCACGACUCAUCGGAUCCACUUCCGAUCUUCCUCUCCCGUCACGCCUCCUCCGUCAGAGCUUUCGUCAACGUCGGGAGGCUUGAGAUUGACGCAGAGCUCCUCUCCCACCUACCUUCUCUACAGCUACUCGUCUGCACCAGCGUCGGCACCGAUCACGUCGAUCUCGCCGAGUGCAUGCGUCGCGGCGUCGCCGUUACGAACGCUGGUGACGCCUUCUCGGAGGACGUGGCUGAUUGCGCCGUCGGUUUGCUGAUUAGCGUUCUACGUCGAAUUCCGGCCGGCGAUCGAUUCGUCAGGUCCGGUAAUUGGGCGAAAUCCGGGAAUUUCCAGCUCGGGACCAAGGUAAGUGGAAAGCGAGUUGGAAUAGUUGGAUUGGGGAGCAUCGGAUCACUUAUCGCCAAAAGACUCGAAGCCUUUGGCUGCAUCAUCUCUUACAACUCAAGAAGUCAGAAACAGAGCAUUCCAUACCAAUACUCCCCCGACAUUCUCUCCUUAGCAGCAAACAACGAUGUGCUCGUCCUCUGCUGCGCUCUGACGGACCAAACUCGCCACAUUGUGAACAGAGAGGUGAUGGAGUCGCUUGGGAAGAACGGGGUUAUUAUCAAUGUGGGACGAGGAGGACUCAUUGAUGAGAAGGAGAUGGUCAAGUGUCUGGUCGAAGGAGUGAUUGGUGGUGCUGGUUUGGAUGUGUUUGAGAACGAACCAAAAGUUCCUGAGGAGUUGUUUGGUUUGGACAAUGUUGUGCUGUCUCCACAUGCUGCUGUGGCCACGCCAGGGUCUUUGAACAAUGUUACGCAGGUUGCUCUUGCUAACUUGAAGGCGUUUUUCUCGAACCAGCCUUUGAUUUCCCCGGUUCGAUUGGAUUGACAGAUCGAUUGAUCAAUGGGGCUAAUAAUCAGUCUACUAUUAAAUUAUUGAACGAUUAAGAAGAAGAAAGUGUAUUAUUUAUCAUUGAAUCCCCCCUAUAUAUUAUAGGAGCAGACAGAAAGAGAGAAUAUUACAGUUAAGAUGCUAAUGUGUAAUUACUAAUUA
Molecule: messenger RNA, 1313 nt
Organism: Eutrema salsugineum
Lineage: Eukaryota; Viridiplantae; Streptophyta; Magnoliopsida; Brassicales; Brassicaceae
Product: glyoxylate/hydroxypyruvate reductase HPR3
Exons: 2
Coding region: 180-1148 (322 amino acids)
Cellular component (GO): cytosol
Molecular function (GO): NAD binding; glyoxylate reductase (NADPH) activity; hydroxypyruvate reductase [NAD(P)H] activity
Source: RefSeq, a predicted model, not a curated record